CGUACCGCCGCCGCCGUUGCGCCCCGCCAUGUUGGCUGUCUGUCUCUUCAGCUUGCUCGCGUCCAACAACGACCAUGUCGCACGCAGAAUUCCGUUCGGGAAAACGCAGCAAAAAUGUAAACGCGUGUAGCGUAGCCAAAUGUUGUUUCAUAACUGCGUUUCACCGCUACUUCUUGAUAUCUAGAACGUCGAUUGUUGUCAGGAUAAAAUUUCCAAAUCAGUGCCCUCACCUUGUCACCUCGCGCGCGAGACGUAACCAUUGCCGUGUUCCAGGGUGCUUGCCUGAAAUACUGUUUUGUCGUCCGUGGCCUGCGCGCCACCGUGAAGGCCAUUGUCGGCUGAAUCCUUUGACAGCCCUUUCUGUUUGGUAAUGGGCACAUGCUUAGCCCGAAACCGCCACUAAUAGCAGCGGAUUGCCUAUUCGCCGAUCGCUUUCCGUGUAUGGCAUUUGGCGUCCCAAUAGUGAGACGAAUAUCGGAGACCUUUCAGCUGGAACGCCAGCUAUAUCACCGAUCUUGUGCAUAAUGCUGAUCAUUACGAGGCUGUCAUUAGGCUGCUUUCACUCAUUCCAUGUAGUUUUCAGGUGGAAAAGUGAAUAAACGAUGUAAUAUGGAUGAAUUACAUUGCCAUAAGAGCAUAGUCGCAUUUUCCAAGCAGCAAAUUGAUAAAGAUGUUGCCUGCGCCGAACCAUUUUAGGAAAUAUCAUGCACGUAAAAGACUUCAAGUUAUUGUAAUCAUUCGUAUCUCGUCAGCUCCGGCAAGCAAAUUAGGAUGAGUAAGAAGGAGCAUUCACAUUUGGUAACUAAAGACAAACCUUCACCAAAUGAAACGUGCGUGCACAGAUGUGCUAUGUAACCUCUUUGCCUACUUUCCAGACCCGCCAUUCGUUGAUGAGGCAGGCUUUUGGACUGCAUGGCGGCAGUCUGAGGCUGCAGUUUUGACGCCAGCACUAGUAUAUCGUUAACUGGGCAGCCAAGAGCACUGUCUGAUUCAGAACAUGAACACGUCCUUAGAAGAAGCCGGGGUGUGUGCGAACUUCACCAGCGAUAUGUUUGGCAACUACAACUUCUCUAAUGACGACAUGCCACCGUUGCCAGAGCUUCAGGCUGAACAUAUCGUCAAGAUCUUCUUCUACGCCGUCGUCUUCUUAGGCUCUCUCGUCGGCAACGUCGGCGUCAUCGUCAUCGUGGCCACCACACGACGCAUGCGAUCAGCGAUCAACGCUUACCUGGUCAACCUCGCCGUGGCCGACAUCAGCAUCCUGGUGCUCUGCAUGUGGGUGCACCUGGUGCAGGACAUCUCCCGCAACCGCGACUACCCGCUCGGCAGCUUCUGGUGCAAGUUCAACGGCUUCGCGCAGAAUGCCUCGCUCACCAGCAUACAGUCUUUCCGGUCCUGGUUGACGCACCUGUCGAUGAUGAUGAUGAUGAUGUAA
This is a messenger RNA of Pollicipes pollicipes, 1435 nucleotides long. Its product is annotated as C-X-C chemokine receptor type 2. Gene Ontology annotation, biological process: neuropeptide signaling pathway. Gene Ontology annotation, cellular component: plasma membrane. The record is from RefSeq and is a predicted model, not a curated record. NCBI's taxonomy places the organism in Eukaryota, Metazoa, Arthropoda, Thecostraca, Pollicipedomorpha, Pollicipedidae. The transcript has 4 exons. The coding region runs from base 998 to 1435 and encodes 145 amino acids. Gene Ontology annotation, molecular function: neuropeptide receptor activity.